GCAAACCCGUCUCUGCGUUCUCGAACCCCCAAAACACCCAUACACAGUGUCCCUUCAGUGAAACCCAGCCCGUGCAGUGUCACCGUGCUCUAUCCCACCAUGGAGUAAAAAGCCAAAGGAACAGAACAUUUUCCUCCUUGAAAGCAAACUCGCCACGUUGUGUGUGUGUGCGCGCUCGGCCUCCCCGCACGCCCCACGUGUACGUAACUAGCACUCAAGAUGGCCGCUGAAGUCUCGAGAAACGGCAAGAUCGGGGCGGGCGUCGUGCUCUUCCUCGUGCUCGCUGUGGUGGCUACGCUCGCUGUCGGCUCGGCUUUCGGGUGGUAUGAGGAGAAGCGAAAUCUGGACAUUCCACACCAGAAUGGAUAUAAGGAGCGGCUGGACGGCGCCAACCUCAAACCAACCCCGAUAGAGCCUUUCGAACUUCCAGAACAUUCUCGGCAUUCCUAUGAUGAAAGAGAAGGACAAUACGUGGACUUGGCGCGACUGCAUAAGGUGUUACCAGUACAAGGGAGAUUGUUCGAGCAUUACCAUCAGUACAGCGGCUGGUUUUACGAAGAGAAACGCAUGUAUUCACUUACUACUUCGUAUUUGAGUGCCACUGUAUCCGCUCUCGGGACUCUUUUUAUCGAAGGCACUGUCUCAGCUUCAGUGAUACCGUACUCUCGCUAG
Messenger RNA from Penaeus vannamei (Pacific white shrimp), 672 nucleotides. The record is from RefSeq and is a predicted model, not a curated record. NCBI's taxonomy places the organism in Eukaryota, Metazoa, Arthropoda, Malacostraca, Decapoda, Penaeidae.